Messenger RNA from Prorocentrum cordatum, 4083 nucleotides. The record is from the annotation of a GenBank genome assembly. Lineage: Eukaryota; Dinophyceae; Prorocentrales; Prorocentraceae.
AUGGAGCCAGCGUCGGCAGAGAUUAUGACGAAGGAGGAAUGCGAGCAGUGCAAGCACGAGCUUUUCGGCAGCGACUGCAGUGCCAGCGCCGACUUUCGGCAGGCAUCGCAGGUCGAGAACCGUCAGAAUGAGACAUCACCAGCACUUCCUCUGGAUCCAGAGUUCGCGGAUGGCCUCUUCGAGUCUCCUUCAUGCUGCAAGUGCGGAUGUAAGGUUCCGUCAGAGGGCGCCCCCGCGGGCGGCAAGCCCAUCACGUGCGAAGAGUGCAUCGAGUUGGGCAUCUUGGUGUCUCACCCCUUGGAGGGGCCCUUGGGCGCAGUGGUGUUCCCUUCGGAGGGCGAGGAGUGGGUCAAACUAGUCACGCUCUGGAAGAAGCUGCGCAUCGAGACCAGCCACGCGACGAUAUCGUUGGAGGACUUGGCCAUUCACUGGGCCGAGGCCGCGUCUCAGGAGUGCCGUGGCGAUGGCGAGAUCGACGUUGCUGGCUGCCCUGAUGCUGGCGAUGGUGGCGCUGCUGGCCAAGGGCCCCCCGCGGCAUCAGCAGGCCAAGCGACGGCUGCCCAGGAUAUUCCGGAGAGGGCCGCUCCCGCGGAGCGGGGCGAGGCCUCCGCGCCUCGGGUGCUCAGGGCCAUCCCGCGCAGCGGCUGGCUCCAAGCCCCCAGGGUCGCCGCAGCGUCGCGCGAGAGCGACGGCGGCGUUGGCGACAACGGCGGUGAUCCCUCCCUAGACAUCCCCGAGCCAGAUGAUGUUGAUAUGGCGAGCGGGCACAAGAUCAGCAAGUACUCCAUCGAUGAGCGCUUACCGAAAGGCCAGCUGUUCAUCAGCGUCGGCCGCAUCAGGGGCACUGUGAACGCCUACGUGGACUCGUUAGCGGAGAUUGGGUGGUACCCCAACUUCAAGAUCCAGACGGUGCAAGCACUCCAGCGGAGAGUGAAUAACCACGAGAAGGAGAUGCAGGCGCAGGCCAACGUUGACAUCAAGGUCGGUUACCAGCAGGUGAGCACCAGGGUCAACUCCCUCAUCGAGAUGUAUAAGGUGUUCAAGGCUUGGUAUGAUGAGAAUGCUGAUGGCGCCUUGGUCCCACUCGUUUCCCACAUCUCGUCGAUUAAGCCGUACCUCGACCACGUCGAGAAGCAGCUGGCUCCAGAUCUGGAAAUCAUCAACAUGUACGCGCAGUUCUAUGAGCUUCUUCACGCUGGCGUGGCCAUAGAGGAUGCGAUGGAGAAGCUGGACUUCGACCUCCUCAAGGACUGCCAGAGGGCUUGCGUCGCUGACGCUGGCCGCUUGCUCGGGUCCUCGGCUUCGAACGAUACCCAGGGCGUGAAGGAUGAGGGCAACGGUGAGGUCAAGGAGGAGCCAGGUGCCGAUACAGGGGCCCGCAAGAAGAAACGCAGGAUCGCCGCUCUGCCGAAGGAUUUGGUAGCUGUCCGAGUCUCUAGAGAGCCCGAAGUGCAAUUCGAGAAGUUGGUGAGCGAUGCUGCGGCAGCCUGGAUCUUCGGCAUGAAGCCAGAGGUCGUGCAAUCGAACGUGGGAGUGGAGGCUGCGAUGUUCAGGAUGCGGAAGAUCACGCGGGUGUGGGAGACCAAAACGAAUGCCGAUUGCAACGACAAGGUCUACCACUUCCUCCGUGCGUGCGGCGUGAUCAUCCAGUGUGCCAUGAAGGACGAGAGGCAGAAGCCCAACGUUAACGAGGCGAGGUGGGCCAGGAAAACAAUGUUCGUGACUAUGAAAGAAGACGGCCCAUCAGCGGAGUUGGCUAAGGCGAUGAUCGACCACCCAGCUGGGAAAGCCUUUAUGAAGGUCGCGUUGGACCAUGCCCAGAUUGGCGUCGAGGAUGCUGCUGCAUCGAACGGCUUCGAGUUCUCCUUGGACCGCUUCGAGGGCGUCCUCGGCCCAGUAUUCGAUGACGUCGCUGCUUGGCUGGAGACGGGGCAGAAAGGCAAGGCCAUGGACGUCGAGAGCUGCGCUUUCUUCUUGGAAGCUUGCAACGCGAUGUGCGUCGCUUGCAACCAGGCCUUGCAGCGCUGGUCUCCAGGCGCCUUGCAGCAGCAGAGCGAGUCUUUGGCGAACACGAUCUCGAACAUCUUCUCUCUCUUGCACGCCGCGAACUUCGUUUACGUGAAUUCCGUCAAGCGCUUGAUCGGGGAGCUCAUGGAAACGGCGUCUUCGUCCAAGCCUGUGACGGAGGCAAAGCCCGAUGACGACGCCGACGCCGCCGAGGAGAAGAAUAAUGCUUCGCCGUCGGCCGAGGGCGGCAAGGCCAACAUUCCCAAGGUUUUCAAGACCGACGCAAUUUUCGGCCACGUCCGCGACAUCAACGAUAGCAUUCGCUCGAUGCAGCCGCGUUUGAAGUCCUUCGUCGACCUCGUCUUUAAGGUUACGCUGAGCACCCAGAAGAUCUUCAAGGUGGGAAUGUCUAGGCUUGGCAGCUCGUGGCGUGAUCAUUUCCAGGAGGAGUUGUCGGGCGACUUACUCUUGAAGCAGUUCAACCACAACGUGUCGGUCUGCGACAAGAUGGCCGCCUACAUGGACGCCCUCCACGCGUUGAGCUUUCCGGACUGGUGGCUCGCCGACUCGCCCGUCCAGACGGCCCCGCAGAUCUCCGAGGAUAUCCUGUGCACUUUCACCAAGAUUCACCACGAACAAACGGCGGUCAGGCCCUUCGACGUGCUGCUCACAUCCGCCCUCCCGUUCCCAGAGGUCGGAGACGACGUGGCGAUGAUCUUCGGCAGGUUCUGCAACAACGUCGGCCAGCCCAUGUACGACCGAGAGACGAAGGCCUUCCUGGAGCUCAAAUUCGAAAUGAUUCGUUGCAAAGAAGUGCGCUUGGGCUCGGUUCAUCCAGAGGUCAUUAAGGAGUGCGACGCCUCGGCUGCGUUCUCCAGGUUGCUCCCCACGGCGGACGCGGCCAAGCUGGUGAAGGAGCAGACCAUCGAUUGGAAUAGUAUCACUCCUGACGUGCCUUCGUUGCCCUUCCAACACAACAUGGCGCGCAAGCAUUUGGAAGACUUCGCGAAGGCGGUCGCCUUGUCAAACCUGGAGGUACCCGGCAUGACCAACCCUGACUUAGAUGCGCCGAAGCCCUCCAUCGACUUGUGCAUCUUCGCCCUGGAGCUGCAGUGCGCCGUCGCCGACGUCGUCGAGGUGGUGUCUGCCGCGCACGUGCACAUCAUGAAGUGCAGCGCCUCGGGAGACAACGCGUUCACCAAGGAGUUCAUCUGCGGGCAGGCGGUGGACGUCGGAAGCGCCCUCCAUGUGACGCUAAAGACGCUCGAUGCCGCCGUCAACGACUCCAGGGCCGUGGAGUUGGAGAAGAGUGGCUGGGUGCUCAAUGAGCCGAUUGCCACGAUGCGUGCAUGGUGCUUGUUAGCGGCCAUCUUCAGCAAGCGCCUUGAGGAAGUCAUCUUGAAGUCCAUCGCCAAGCUCCUGACGGACCAGAGCGACGCCUUGACCAAGGUAACCCCUCCAUGGUCAGCCUGCUUCGCCGACGACGGGUACAACGAGCACAUGGCCAAGGGGAUGCUCAAGGGAAAAAUCGAUCCCUUAGUGGAGCAACACAACAUCGUGCACAAAUACCUUGCUGAUUUUAGCAGAGCAGCAGAGAAGCUUUCCGUCAGCCCCCGUUUGCAAGAUAAUGAACUUACGUUUCAGGCCGUGGCUGUAGCAGGUGAGUGCAUGAAGAAAUCGAGCCAGGCCAACGUGAUCAUUCUAGGGAUCGAUACGCUUGCCACCUACCGCAAUCGUCCAGACGGCCCCGAUAAAGCGCAAGCCUUUCUUGAUGAGCACGCGCCGAAACACCCGACCCUCCCCGCUCAGUUCUGGCAGCAGUUCAAGGAUUUGAAGUCUCACGCGGUGGCCCCCGACACUUUCUCAGCGAGCGGGCCUGCGGCCGUUCAGAAAGCAUCGGCUCCCGCCAGUUCCCAGAGUACCCCAGCCAAGCGCCCUGCUGCGGAUCUCAGCUUGGAGACCCCUGGGGCGAAGCCCAAGGGCGCGCCCAGUUCGAGCGCGGAGAGCGCAGAUCAGAAGAGCAAGCCGCCGCAGCCCGCACCCAGCCAGGGGUUCAAGCGCGCUAAGCGCGUAUGA